Molecule: messenger RNA, 1337 nt
Organism: Zonotrichia albicollis (white-throated sparrow)
Lineage: Eukaryota; Metazoa; Chordata; Aves; Passeriformes; Passerellidae
Gene: HADH
Product: hydroxyacyl-CoA dehydrogenase
Biological process (GO): fatty acid beta-oxidation
Cellular component (GO): mitochondrion
Molecular function (GO): NAD+ binding; (3S)-3-hydroxyacyl-CoA dehydrogenase (NAD+) activity
Source: RefSeq, a predicted model, not a curated record
GCCUGUCCCGGCCGCGCCGCUCGCUCCGCGCCUUCGCCAUGGCCUUCGCCACCCGCCAGUUCGUGCGCGCCGCCUCCUCCGACGCCGCCACGGCGGCCGCCAAGAAGUUGCUCAUCAAGCAUGUCACGAUCAUCGGCGGCGGCCUCAUGGGCGCCGGCAUCGCCCAGGUUGCAGCAGCCAGUGGUCACACUGUGGUAUUAGUUGACCAGUCAGAUGAAAUCCUUAAAAAGUCUACAAAAGGAAUUGAAGAGAGUUUGAAGAGAGUGAUAAAGAAGAAGUUUGCAGAUAAGCCUGAGGCUGGUGCUGAGUUCAUUCAGAAGACCUUGAAGAACCUCACAACAAGCACAGAUGCAGCAUCAGUGGUCCACAGCACGGAUUUGGUGAUAGAAGCCAUUGUGGAGAACCUGGAAGUUAAAAAUAAACUCUUCCAGACACUGGAUAAGUUUGCUCCAGAGCAUACGAUAUUUGCAAGCAACACUUCAUCCUUGCAAAUCACAAAGAUGGCAAAUGCAACCACCAGGCAGGACCGAUUUGGUGGUCUCCAUUUCUUCAAUCCUGUGCCCAUGAUGAAGCUUGUGGAGGUCAUCAAGACUCCAAUGACCAGCCAAAAGACUUUUGAAUCACUUGUGGAUUUCAGUAAAGCAGUAGGAAAGAGUCCUGUCAGUUGUAAGGACACUCCAGGGUUUAUUGUAAACCGUCUCCUGGUGCCAUAUAUGAUGGAAGCUGUUCGUCUUUUUGAGAGAGGAGAUGCAUCAAAGGAAGAUAUUGAUGUUGCUAUGAAGCUUGGGGCUGGCUAUCCCAUGGGUCCAUUUGAACUGCUGGACUAUGUUGGGUUGGAUACCAGUAAAUACAUUAUAGAUGGGUGGCAUUCAUUAGAGCCCAACAAUCCUCUUUUUGCACCCAGCCCACUCCUGAAUAAACUGGUAGAAGAAAAGAAGCUGGGUAAAAAGACUGGAGAAGGAUUUUACAAAUACAAAUGAACUCCAGACCUGAAGAGGUGUUAAGCAAUCUGUAUACGCUAUUCAGCAUUGCCAUAAUCCAGGUGUUUAAACCUUCCCAAGGGUGGCACAAGCUGCAUUUAGAACAUAACUCACUUGUGAACUGAGUGAUUGCACUAGUUAACUAUGGUCAAAGCUUGAUUUGGUAGAUUGUUUUUUUCUUGUAAUUCCAAAAAAUCUUUCAAUGUACAGUGCCUUCAUGAAAUGUUGAUUUUUCUCAGGUGCAGUACAGAAUGACAAGUGAAUUUAUGUAUUUGAAACGUUAUUAUAUUGAUGGAGAAAAUCCUAAAAAUAACCUCAUUUUCUUAAAAAUAAAACUUUCAACAAUUUUGUAUUGAG